AUGCAGUUUCGGAAGCUCGUCGCCGCGCUGGUCCCGGCACUGCUGACCUGGCAGGUCAGCGCCGGCAGCACCUCCGCCUCCGCCAGCACCCUUCAGUAUGACGCCAGCAGGCCCGUCUUCACCUUUGACUACAGCACUACGGCCGUCGACAAGAAGAACUGGGUUGCCGUCUACCCCAAGGGCUACGACCCGGCCCGCGCGGACCAGCGCACACAGUACCUCUACUGGACCUACGCGCCCGACAGACGUGGCACCGCCCAGAUCCAGGUCGCCUACGCCGAGCCCGGCGAGUACACGGCCUACUUCCUGGCCAAGGACGGCUACAACAAGCUCGUCGGGCCCCUCCGGGUGGUGAACCGUGGCGAGACGGGCCCGAUUGAGUUUAUUGUGCGCAAUUUUACCACGCAGAAUGCAAGAGAAAAGGAAGCAUUUUCGGCGCGCGUGGGAGGUCUGGUUAAGGCGCGGCUGCAGGCUCCGCGCUUCAAGCUUGUAUCCGACUCGUCCAAGUCUGGCUGGGUCAAGGUCAGCAGCGACGGCCUCAUCUCGGGCACGCCUGCCAAGGGCGACGAUGGCACCACGACCGUUGUUGUUGGAGCUACCGCUGAGAAUGGCUCUAAAAGUACGCUACAAGUGACGAUUCCCGUGGUGGCCGUGGACGCGCCGAUGGUCGACAAGCUCAAAGUGACGACGAUGAACAUUUGGAUCGGCGGCAAGUACGUUUACCAGAGCCACUACAAGCAGGUCAGCUACCUGACGAGCACCAACGCGGACGUCAUUGGUCUCCAGGAGACGGUCAAGCCCGGCGACGCAGGCACCCGUCUCGCCAAGGCCAUGGGCUACUACCACCACGACAAGGGCGACAAGGCCAUCCUGUCCCGCUACCCCAUUGUCGAGAACCUAGAUGCCAACGAAGCAGCCGACGCCGUGCGCAUCCAGCUCGAUGGCAAGGAUAGCGAGAUCAUCUUUUACACGGCACAUCUCGGAUACACCCCAUACGGGCCCUACGACUUUUGCUUCAGCAACAUGACGGCGGAGCAGGUCACGGCGCGCGAGGCCGAGUCGGGCCGCACGGGGCAGAUCAUGGACAUUUCCGCCGCCAUCGCCAAGCUCCUGCCAAACGCUGACAAGGUGCCCGUGUUUCUGACGGGCGACUUCAACGCGCCCUCGCAGCUGGACUGGACCGAGGCGAACAAGGACGCGCACUGCGGCGUCGGCUACUACGAGUGGCCGACGUCGAAGUACCCGCUCGAGGCCGGCCUCAAGGACACUUUCCGCGAGCUGUACCCCGACCCCAUGCAGGACCCGGCCGACACCUGGUCGCCGGUGCACCCGGCAUCUGAGGAGCCGCCCGACAGGAUCGACUUUAUGUACUAUGGCGGCGCGGGCGUCAAGCCGCUGACGUCGAAGCCAAACGUGGUCGGCACGCCCAUGCUUGAUCCGAAUGUGUGGAUGAACGAGUGGCCGACGGACCACAAGAGCUUCGAGUCGCUGUACCAGCUGCUGCCGAGCGCGCAGAGAAAAAAGACGUCGGGCAACUGA
This is a messenger RNA of Akanthomyces muscarius, 1539 nucleotides long. RefSeq lists its product as uncharacterized. The coding region runs from base 1 to 1539 and encodes 512 amino acids. NCBI's taxonomy places the organism in Eukaryota, Fungi, Ascomycota, Sordariomycetes, Hypocreales, Cordycipitaceae. The transcript has a single exon. The record is from RefSeq and is a predicted model, not a curated record. Gene Ontology annotation, molecular function: catalytic activity.